AUGUGGAACGCCGUCAAGCCAGAGACCAGCUCAACCGGGCCAUACCGAAUGUCCUCUCGGCACGCUGUACCGAUUCAGGGGGUUGAUAUCGCACCAUCAGUACCUACGCCAACCUUCGGCAUUGUCUACCGAGCGACCAACCGUCACAUCAAUCCGAUUCUGACAGAUUACCUCAGAAUUCCUGCCAAAACCUGUCAAGACGACGUGUCGACCUCCGAAAACACUCCCACGAGUCCCACAUCGAAACUAAGUACUAAGAAUAUCACAAACGCUCUCUAUAAAUAG
Molecule: messenger RNA, 285 nt
Organism: Prunus armeniaca (apricot)
Lineage: Eukaryota; Viridiplantae; Streptophyta; Magnoliopsida; Rosales; Rosaceae
Source: the annotation of a GenBank genome assembly